Molecule: messenger RNA, 4168 nt
Organism: Brassica napus (rape)
Lineage: Eukaryota; Viridiplantae; Streptophyta; Magnoliopsida; Brassicales; Brassicaceae
Exons: 2
Coding region: 831-3197 (788 amino acids)
Source: RefSeq, a predicted model, not a curated record
AACUAAUAUCCCGUCCGUAGAGCGGGCCGACCCUAGUUAUUAAUUUAUAAUCAAGUUUGGUGGAACCUGAUAAGUUUGGUGGAACCUGAUGGUCUAAAGUUAUGGAUAUAAUAGUCCAUAUACAUAUCUUAUUAUAUUAGUCUUUGCAUCAAGAGACCUAGAUCUAUUAUCUGAAGACUAGUAACGUCGAGCCCCUAAAGCUAUUUAUCACGAGCCCCUAAAGCUGUUUAUCACGCUCAGUUUUUGUCUCAUAGUACAAGUUAAUUUAGGUUAGAAAAAGUGGUUAAGAUCCAGAACAUCAAGCAAAGGUGUGGACAUUAUCCGCAUAUGUAUACGCAAACAUAUAAAGUAUAUAGUAUGGUUAGAUUUUGUACGAAUAUAAGAAGCAGGAAUGAAAAUUAGAUCACAUAAAGACUACUUACAAUGGUUUGUUGUAAACCAUUUUAUAACAGUUGAAAGAAUUAAUCCUACAAUAAUGGUUUGUUGUAAUAAAAAAGGAAGUGAUGUGGCGUGAGAUGGCAAAUUUAGUGUUGAAAACUUUCAACACCCGUGAAAGUAGAAAGAAGAGAAUAAGUGUGACAAGUGUUGCAUUAUGAUUAAUUGCUUUGAUUUUCAUGUUUUUUUUUCCAUCUCAAUUAUAUAACUUCAAUUAUUUCAUAAUAUUUAUAAAUAAAUAUAUCAAAAUUUAUAUCGAAAUUUAUAAUUUAUCAUUCUCUAUAAAUAGAGACUACUUUCAUUUGAUUUGGACACAGAAAAAAACUCGUCUUUGAAAAAAAAAAGUUUAGUCUCUAAUAAACUUUUGUUUUAGCUUUAAAUAUCCGUUUACCUAAAUGGAUCCAAACAAUAACCCUUUCAACACCCAAAACUCUUCUAAUUACCCUUUUAACUAUCCAAAUCCCAACAACUAUCAGUUUCAAAAUCAAUCUCCCAACCAACCCCAGCAUAUGCCAAAUUAUGGUUAUCCACCAAAUUUCUUCAUGCCGUCAGCCAUUCCAAAUUAUCGUCCAUAUCAUGGAUCGAUGAUGUCUUAUCCAUCUCAAGCAUCCCCAUAUUCUUCUGCUCCAACGGGUUAUGUAGCUGAUUUGAAUGUUGGAGCAACUGAUUUUCCUGAGUUUUCUACACAGAUGGCUCUUGGUGAUAUUAGCGGUAUUCAUGAAGCCAUUCCAGAUGCAGAAGAUUCAACUCCUGCUCGUCGGAGAAGUCCGAAAUGGACCACUGAGCAAAAUUUGGUUCUACUGAGUGGGUGGAUUAAAUUUGGAACAAACAGCAUUAUUGGCAAAAACCAAAAAGGUGAGUCAUACUGGGGUAAAAUUGUUGAAUACUGUAAUGAACAUUGCUCAUUUAAUCCUCCGCGUGAUGGAGAAGCAUGCAGAAAUCACUAUAACUAUGUUAACAAAAGCGUGAACAAAUGGGUUGGCGCUUAUGAUAACGCUAAACGUAUGCACCAAAGCGGGUGGUCGGAAGAUGAUGUAUUGGCGAAAGCGCAUGAAUUAUAUUCAAGUGCUGGUAAAGGAAGUUUCAAAUACAUAAAAGAAUGGCUCGCUAUACCUGAUCAACCACGUUAUGGUAGUCAGGUAGGAGGAAAUACUGGCUCUGGAAGCAGUGGAUCUAAAAGGUCCCGUGAGAGUGAUGCUAGUGACUCAAACUCUGUAGGAUCUAGUGCUCGUCCAAUGGGAAGAGAUGCUGCUAAGAAAAAGGCUAAAAAGAAAGGUAAAGGUGCAUCCUUGGAAGUGGUCAACGAAGAGUGGAAUGAAUUUAAAGAAUUCAAGGCACAAGAGUUGGAUCGGUUGGACAAAAUAGUUAUGAUGCAAAAUGAAGCAAACCAAUUGAUUAAGGAAAAAACUCAGGCUAAAAAGAUGAAGAUGUUUAUCAAGAUAACUGAAAAGGAGAAUCUCGAUGACAAGAGCAAAGAGCUGUUGCAGAAAUUGACCCCUUACAAGAGGCAGUCUGAAAUUGAAGAGAGGUAUAUCAUCAACCGGUUUAGGGAGCGUCGAAACAAGAUAGAGGAAGACUAUGCAGCUCGUAGCAAGAGAAAAUACUUCAAAAGAGAUCAUGCAGCAGCAAAUCAAAGACUAAUUGACGACUACUUUGCCAAUCAACCUACAUAUGACGAUGCAAUAUUUCGUCGGCGAUUCCGGAUGCGAAAACAUAUUUUCCUUCGGAUCGUUGGAGACCUAUCAAGCAGCGACAACUACUUUACCCAACGAUCUGACGCAGCCAAGAAAGAAGGUAUAUCUCCAUUAGCAAAAUGUACUACGGCCAUGCGAAUGUUAGCUUAUGGUGUGGCAGCUGACGCGGUGGAUGAAUACAUCAAAAUUGGAGGUACUACUGCUUUAGAGUGCUUGCGAAGAUUUUGUAAAGGAAUCAUACGGCUGUAUGAGCAAGAGUAUCUCAGAGCCCCAACUCAAGAUGACCUCCAGAGAAUUUUACGUGUUAGUGAGAUGCGAGGGUUUUCGGGGAUGAUUGAGAGUAUUGAUUGCAUGCACUGGGAAUGGAAAAAUUGUCCUACAGCGUGGGAAGGUCAAUUUACUCGGGGAGAUAAGGGAACCACAACUGCUAUUCUUGAAGCAGUUGCAUCUCAUGAUCUAUGGAUCUGGCAUGCUUUUUUUGGAUGUCCGGGCACGUUGAACGAUAUAAACGUUCUAGACCGUUCACCGGUGUUCGAUGAUGUUGAACAAGGAAAUACUCCAAAAGUGAAUUUCUUUGUGAACCAACGUCCAUAUAAUAUGGCUUACUAUCUAGCUGAUGGUAUCUAUCCUUCUUAUCCUACUUUUGUCAAAUCAAUUAGGUUACCUCAAAGUGAACCAGACAAGUUAUUUGCACAACGUCAGGAGGCGUGUCAGAAGGACAUCGAACGUGCAUUUGGAGUUUUGCAGGCUCGAUUUAAAAUCAUUCGUGAACCAGCUCGCCUGUGGGACAUAGCCGAUUUGGCUAUCAUCAUGAGGUCGUGUAUCAUAUUUCAUAAUAUGAUUGGUGAGGAUGAACGAGAGACAUAUGCUCAACAUUGGACUGAUUAUGAUCAAUCUGAGGCAAGUGGGCCGAGUACACAACAACCAUUCUCGACCGAAGUGCUACCCGUAUUUGCAGAUCAUGUGCGUUCUAGAUCCGAGUUGCGUGAUUCAAAUGUACAUCACGAAUUGCAAGCAGAUCUAGUCAAACACAUAUGGGCCCAAUUCGGAAUGUUCCGUGGUGAAUGAGAUUUUUAAUUUUGUGAGUUGAGAUUAUUGUACUAAUUAAGUUAUGAGUGUUUCCUUACUUGUUGUGUGCUUAUUGUAUUGCAUUUUAAAUCUAUGUUCACUGUAUGUGUUUUAGUAAUGACUAUUUCUAUUUCUCUUUUUUUAUUAUUUGUAUAAAAAAAUUAAAAUAAUAUAUAAAAUUAAAAGCAAAUAUUAAAACUAAAAGUAUUUUAUAAAAUUAUUUAAUUUUACUUAUUUAUAUUUAAUUUGAUAUUAACGGUGAUUAAUAAUAUGUAAUCACAAAAAACAUAAACAUAAAUAAAAUGAAAAAUAUGAAAUAAAAAUGGUGGGGUAAGGUGUUGUAAUUUUAUUAAACAAAACUAUUGUAGAAGGUAAAAGUUAUGUAAAUGUUGAAUAAUGAUGUGGAAGAGAGAGAAGAUGAGGUGGAGUGUUAAAAGGAAAAAAAUGGGUGUUGUAAAUGACUAACCAUUGUAGAUAGUUAAAUGAGAAAGAAAAAGACAAUUGUCACCUAACUAGACGUCCGAAAAGACCAAUUAAAACUGGCGCUACUUUCGAAAUUGUAACAUAACCGUUGAAGAGAGACGAGAAAUCAGAAAUAAAAUAAUUGGUGGUGGUCGUUGACAAAAAGAAACAAAAAAAAACCAAUUAGUGGUGGUUGUAAGAAUAAAGGAGGGUAAAUUUGGAAGUUAGUAUUUUGUCUUGGGACAGAACGUGAAGCUGAGAUUCAUGCGACACAAGCAAAAGCACAGAUUUGUAUAUUCAUUUUUUUGUUAACAUUUAUAUAUUCUUUUAAAAAGCAUUUAUGUGUGAAAAAAUAUAUUUCUUCCUUUUUAGUAUAAAUUAGAGAAUUUUAGCUACAGUUUAAUCAAGGGCAAAUCUCCAAAAUAGCACAUUUCUAAGUUUAUAUCACAAAAAUAGCACUCAAAAACUAAAAUGACCAAAAUAGCACCUUUCUAAGUUUAACCUUUGAA